CGGGGCGGUCGAUGGCCGGGCGGCGGCAUGCGGCUCCUGUUUCUGGCCGUGCUCCGGCCGCACACAGGCAACGCCGUCACGGCCGAGCGCGUCCGAGACCAUCUAGAAGCUGCAGGUCACAUAUGUAUUCUGAAAGAUGCCUUUGACUUUGAAAGCCCAUCUGAAAUCGCGAACCUCAUCAAGGCUGAGAGCUUUGAGGCAGCGCUGGCUCUUCAUCUCUAUCGAGGAGGCCGACUUCUGCAAGGUCAUGGAAUUCCUUUUGGAAUCAUCUUUGGUGGAACUGAUUUAAAUGAAGAUGUCAACCAGGGAGAAAAAAACAAAGUGAUGGGAAAAGUCCUUGAAGAAGCCAGAUUUGCUGUUGCUUUCACAAAGUCAAUGGAGGAAAUGGCACAAAGGCAGUGGCCGCAUGCUAAGGGCAAGGUCUAUGUCCAGAGUCAAGGAAUUGCAACAGUACCAAACGCCGCCUUUAACUGGGACACCUUUCUUCAGCGAUCAGAGAUUAACCAAAGUGCUGACAAUUUACACGUGUUUCUCCUGAUAUGUGGACUUAGACAAGUUAAAGACCCUCUCUAUUUGGUGGAUGUGUUCUCAGAGUGGCAUCGGGAGGAGCCCAGCGUUUACAUGGUAAUUGUGGGUCCCGAAGUUGAUCCAGUGUUUACAAGGGAAGUAAAAGCCAAAGUCAGAAGGAUGGCUGGGGUGCGAUUGAUCAGGGAAAUGCCUCAGGAGGAUCUCCACGCGGUGGUGAAGAACUGCUUCGCGGUGGUGAACAGCUCCGUCUCGGAAGGCAUGUCAGCUGCAAUCCUGGAGGCCAUGAAUUUGGAGGUGCCCGUGUUGGCUAGGAACGUCCCUGGGAACGCCGCCGUGGUGAAGCAUGAAGUCACGGGGUUGCUGUUUUCAGAUCCUCAGGAAUUUGUUCAGCUGGCAAAGAGACUGGUGAGCGAUCCUGCGUUGGAGAAGGAAAUUGUGGCCAACGGAAGAGAGUACGUGAGGACGUGUCACUCGUGGCAGGCGGAAAGAGACACAUAUCAACACCUCGUCGGGACCCUCUCGGGAAGCGGCGGGCGCUAAGGGCGCGUGCCGGGUGCCCGUCCUGGGCCCGUCUGCGUCCGCCAUCAGAUGCAUGGCCCUGGGCGAGUACCCAAGACACAGUUCUGGGCCGGCAGGUCUAGUCCACUACAAAUCAAGCCAGUUUCCUCGGACUCGUAGAUCCGUUAGUUGUAAGGCAGAACCUCAUCUAAAACCUCUGUGUGCUUCCAGACAACACCCCUGGUAUGUUUGCAGAUCAGUCCUGAUGGAGACGCAGAAGCUCGUCGGCUCAUUGGGGUGGAGGUGGGGUCACUGGUUUUAAGGAGAAUUAGGGACAGCAUGGGACUCGCUGUUUUAGGACUUUCUGUAGACAAUAGGGGCCUAUCUGUAAGCCAUCAUGGCGUGGGCACCUCUCACCUGUCUUCUGAGUGACCUGUAACCCAUCAUUGUCUGUUCAAAAAGCAAAAACAACAAAACCCGGCAACUAAAAGGAGCCCUGGCAGCAUUUAACAUGGUGCAGACUCAACAGCAAAUCUGAGGCCCUGACAGGUGUGUGGGGGGGCCUGCAGAUCUCACAAGUGUGCUGUUCUAAACACUAGACACAGUGCUGCGCAUGAGGCCGCAUGUGCACACCUUACUCUUCAGUUAGGUAUCUGAAAGACAGUGGGAGCCCUCUAGGAAAGCAGGAGGGCCCCCUGCAGGCUCCUCCUGGUCAGAUUGGAGUUGAAAACCAGGUUGGAACAAGGGUCACGUCACCCGCAGCCUGGAAAAUACUCAGUGACCCCGAGGUGGAGCCUGGAUCUUUGGGUUCAGUGUAGGUCUUCCUUCCCCUCCCAGUAUCAGGGAGCCAGGAUGAGUGACCAACGGGUCCCAAGCUUCCAGCCUGUCGCAGGACUGGCACCCUGGGGUCUGGGGUCUGGGGUCUGUGCGACCUUAUCUAACACACGGUGAGUCCAGCCAAGUGCAGCCAUCUCUGUAAGGAUGUCCUGGUCCCCGAGCUUAGUGCUUUUCCUCUGGUGGCUGCACUGGCCUGUGUCGGGUCCUGCACUCAUUGUGUCCCAGUGGACCUUCCCAGACAAUGAAUGGGAGUGAGCUGUUCCAUGGCAUCCUGUGAGGUGGGAAGCAGUGGGCUUGGGGGGCAAGAGAAUGAAAAGCCUCAGAGCCCAUGGCGGGAAGUGCUUUGAUCGUUCGUUUAGAAGCCGGUGACUCUGGAGGAAGGGGUCAGGAGGAGCCUCAGGUUCCAGGACCCCUUGGGCUCUUUGCUUUCCAACCAUCAUAUUCUUAAAAACGGCCAAACCUAUAUCCUGUUUUUAAAAGAAUGAGCCUCAAAUUAAACUUCUUAAACUCUGAUGAGUUCGGGAUGAGAACAGCACGUUUAGAUUCUGUGUCAUGUGAUCUGACGUGUCCCUCUGCCACCUCGACCUCAGAACAGAGUCCCUUUCCCGAAAGGCAGGUAACUGGGAACAGCAGACGCUCCUCACUCCCAGGAUGCGCAGUUCUGUGAACAGUGUCCCCUCUUGUGUGUGUCUCGGGGGCGCCGCCCUCUGGGAGCGAGGAGAGGGAGGGAGAAACAGCCCCCGCCCCCGGAGGACGGCUCCAUCAGAAUCUGGAAUUAGCAAUGCCGCCCAGAGGAGAGGUCCAGGAUCAUCCCAGGUACGUCCAGUGACACUGCUACUUGUAAAAUGCUGGUUGUCUGGAAGCCCGUCUCUUCCUUGUCGGAUGAUGCUGUAGAUGUUUGCCUCCACCAUACCUCAACGUCAUUAAUUUAUGUCUUGAUAGAAACACGCACACACACCUAACACACUUGGGGGAAGGGCGUGUUUUCAAAUGAAUAAACUGUGUUACCAUCA
This is a messenger RNA of Diceros bicornis minor, 2876 nucleotides long. It is a transcript of the gene GLT1D1, whose product is annotated as glycosyltransferase 1 domain containing 1. Lineage: Eukaryota; Metazoa; Chordata; Mammalia; Perissodactyla; Rhinocerotidae. The record is from RefSeq and is a predicted model, not a curated record. The coding region runs from base 28 to 1068 and encodes 346 amino acids. The transcript has 12 exons. Gene Ontology annotation, molecular function: glycosyltransferase activity.